This is a messenger RNA of Merops nubicus (carmine bee-eater), 899 nucleotides long. It is a transcript of the gene METTL6, whose product is annotated as methyltransferase like 6. Lineage: Eukaryota; Metazoa; Chordata; Aves; Coraciiformes; Meropidae. The annotation marks the transcript as partial. The transcript is spliced from 4 exons. The record is from RefSeq and is a predicted model, not a curated record.
GAAAACAAGAGUGGUGUGCUGUAUCUUGGAUUUCUUCCUCCCCAGUUUGCAGAUCAGAAGCUGACCAUUCUGGAAGCAGGCUGUGGUGUUGGGAACUGCUUGUUUCCACUCUUAGAAGAAGAUGUGCAUAUUUUUGCAUAUGCCUGUGAUUUCUCUCCUAGAGCUGUUGAGUACGUGAAGCAAAAUGCCUUAUACAGGCCUGAAAGGUGUAAAGUGUUCCAGUGUGAUCUUACUAAAGAUGAUCUUCUAGAAAAUAUACCAGCAGAUUCUGUGGAUGUUGUCACACUUAUCUUUGUGCUUUCUGCCAUUCAUCCUGACAAAAUGCAUCUUGUCUUGAAGAACAUUUACAAGGUAUUAAAACCAGGCAAGUGUGUCUUGUUCAGGGACUAUGGACUGUAUGACCACGCAAUGCUCAGGUUUAAAUCUGGCAGGAAACUUGGGGAAAACUUUUAUGUUAGACAAGAUGGGACAAGAUCAUAUUUUUUUACUGAAGAGUUCUUGUCUCAGCUUUUCAAGGCUGAGGGAUAUGAGCAAGUGGUCAAUGAAUAUGUGCAGCGAGAAACUGUGAACAGGAAAGAAGACUUGUGUGUUCCAAGAGUUUUUCUUCAAAGCAAAUUUCAAAAGCCUUUCAGUAAGACACAAGUUCUUGCUGAUUAGCAAUGGCAUUGUUUGUUUGAAAUGGAAGCUAGCAUGUAGUUUUUCCUUGUGUGUGCUCAUCUUUCUGGUAAACCUGAAAUGACUGUGCCAAGUACCUCUUGAUUUUCAUCCUCAGAUACAAAACAUGAAUUCUAUUUCUAAUUCAAAUUUAAGAUGGUUUAGUGAUGCUGGAAACAUGUUGAAUGUCUGUAUUCCUGCUUCUGAAGUAAAUCAUGUGCAGCAUUGUUGGAGCAUAAGGUAAA